AUGCAAUACUACUAUGAUGCGAUUGUGGUUGGUGCAGGCUUCGCUGGAAUACGGAGUCUUCAACGUCUACGUAAUGAUGGAUUUUCUGUCAGGGGAAUUGAACGUUCCUCGUCUCUGGGUGGCGCAUGGGUGACCAAUGGCUACCCCGGGGCUCGAUGCGACAGCCCUGCUCCCUUUUAUCAGAUCAUGGACGAGACCCUUGGGAGUGACUGGCAAUGGUCAGAAAACUUUGCUAAGCGACCGGAGAUCAUUGACUAUUUCAAUUACGUUGAUUCAAAAUUGAAUAUCAGCAAGGAUUACGACUUCGAAGUUGCGGUAACUAAAGCGGAAUUUGAUGAGACAAUUGGGAUGUGGCAGGUGUCAGUUUCCGAUGGAAGACUGCUUCGGGCAAAAUGGCUCAUUUUGGGAGUUGGCUUUUCAUCUAAGCCAUACGUGCCUAACAUCGAGGGAUUGCAACGGUCUGAAGGUCAACAGUUUGGAGGCCAAAUUUAUCACUCUGGGGCUUGGCCUUCAUCUGGUAUUGAUGUCAAGGGCAAGAGAGUUGCCAUCAUUGGGACUGGAACAUCGGGUUGCCAGAUUGUUCGAGAGAUUGGGCCUUCCGUUGGAUCUUUAACUGUCUACCAACGGAGUCCAGUGGUUGCCCUUCCUCUUUCGCCUAAAAGAUCUAUGUGCCGAGAUCAUGAAAUGCAGAUAACCAGCAAGGAAAGGCUUUUUGCUGCGCAGUCACUUUCCACAUUCACCGGAUUGGAUCAUGCUUUUCUCGAUCCAACCGCAGUCCCAUUAGACAGCCCUAUGCGGCAGGUCUACUACAACUAUCUUUAUGAGAAGGGAGAGUGGCACAUCCUCUUUUCGAAUUUUAAGGAUGUGUGGCACAGCAAAUCAGCCAACGAUGACCUAUAUUCUUUCUGGGCAAAGCGAACUCGAGAAAAGGUCGUUGACACCGCCAAACGAGAUAUCCUUGUUCCAUCAACCCCAAAAUAUCCCAUUGGAGUUAAGAGAACGUGUAUUAUCGACAACUAUUACGAGACAUUCAAUCUACCCACUGUGGAUCUCGUGGAUGUGACCGAGAAUCCCCUGAAGGAAAUUACCAAAACCGGGAUUCAGAGUGGUGAGGUACAUCGCGACUUUGACAUUAUCAUACUUGCGACUGGUUACCACUCACUUGGGGGCGGAAUUCUCGCACUGGAUAUCACUGGAAGAAACGGAAUGAAGCUAGCAGAUGCGUGGGAAAAUUCGUUCGUGUCAUACUUAGGCAUGACCGUGCCUGGCUUCCCAAACAUGUUCUACCUCAAUGGCCCUGGGGCCCCCAAUCCCCGGGCAAAUGCCCCAACGGUCAUUGAGCACCAAGUAAGGUGGAUCAUGGCCACACUUAAUUACCUGCGCAAGUCUCAGAUCAGAACAUUGGAGCCCACUGACGUUGCUGCUCGAGAGUGGCGUGAAGAAAUUUUGAAGCAAUGGGAUGCCUCAUUGUACUCGUUGACAAUCUCCAUGCAAACUCGAAACCAUGCAUGUUCUUCCAAGGAACCUCUUUGGGUGCACGGGGUUGAUGAAUAUGGCACUCGGUUGGAGUCAUGCCUACCGCCAGCUUUGAAAGGGUUUACCUCCCAGAAGCAAAAGACUUUAUGCAAGGAUGUAAUUGGUGAAGAUCUCACUGAAAAAGGCUUGUGUGGGGUUUCAAACAUCUCCUUCCACGAUCUGGCAAGCUAG
This is a messenger RNA of Penicillium olsonii, 1707 nucleotides long. NCBI's taxonomy places the organism in Eukaryota, Fungi, Ascomycota, Eurotiomycetes, Eurotiales, Aspergillaceae. The record is from the annotation of a GenBank genome assembly.